AUGGAUUUGGUCAUGAAAAAGGUCCAACGGUUUUUGUUCAUUGGAAGUGACGUACCGUUUAUUUUCCCCAUACCACAACCUUUGGAUGUGGAGUUGGGUAAGAAGAUUCUCAAGCCAUUGGUUAAUCCUUCGGAAGCAGAUGCAACAGAACUGGAAACACCCGACCCCAGUGAGACGCCACAGCUGAAAAACAAAAAAAUAAAAAAGACCAAUCCUAAGGUGACGGUGGAAGGCGAAAACGCAGAACAGGCGAUAAACAAUGAGCCAGAAACGCCGAAAGAUGAUACAGCUGCACCUAAAGCAACAUCGAAGGUCGUAGAACCGGUCAUCACUAAGCCAUUGCAUCCUUUGCUUGCUUUGAUUAAAUCGACAUUCAAGAGCAAAUCACUCCGCCGGACGGAUGAGUGUCUGUUUGCAUUGGCAUUUUGUGCACGAAAAUUUGCAACACCAGAGGAUCGUCACGCAGUGUAUGAACUGGUGUCGGAGCUGAUACGCACCUCUGACGAUAUGUUGUCCUUCAUUGCCCACUACAUUACGCUCGCGACACAAUCCGGGCACGCUGGGUUCGGUCACGGAAUGCGCAAAGCUAUCACGUGUUGGUACGAAAAAUUCAACCCCAUCGAGCUGGCGGAAAUGCUUGUACGAAGCAAUAGCACUGCCGGCUGGACGCACAAGGACGUGAUUGCGAAAGUGCACCCGAAGCUGAAGUGCACCGAAAAGCAGUCGCUUAUCGAUGCGGCCAUGAAGCGUACCAGCCAGUUGCAGCUGAAGAAGGCACCGGAGAAGAAGAUGAAACGCAAAGAUAAAAAGGAGAAUGCUGUCGUCCCAUCCGCGAAUCAGGCGAAACCUGUCGUGGUUAAUGCCACCAAAUCGUACAAACGCUACCAGACGCUGUUAGAAUUCAAGUCCGUUACGAAUCAAGCGAAAGCGUUGGAGCUGGUGAAGGUUCACGGUGGGAAAGGAAGAUUUGAUUUGCUUCAUAAACACCUGCGACGUUCUCCGAAAAUUUGGGAAGUGUUUUAUCCGUUCCUUAGCUACCGCGAGCUGCUGCAUGCAGCAUUACCCAUGCAGGACUUUCGGCUGUUAAAAGAGGGUGAAGCGAACGCUAAACUGUACGUGGAAAUGCUAACGAAGCGCAUGGACCUGCUUGAAGCAGAGCAUGUCCACCCGAUCGAGAUUCAGGAGAUUGCGCAGCUGUAUCAGCACGGAAAGCGUUACACGAGCCGUGUGAAGGAGUCCUUUCAUGCGAUGUACUUGCCGGAAAUGUGCCCACCAGUGAAGGAAGUCCAGGAAAGUCUAAAUGCAGCUCUUGAGUUAUCGCUUAACCAUCUUCCGAAGACAGGCGUUCGAUAUUAUAUCGCGCUCGAUUUGCGCUGUGUUUAUGAUCGAAAGAAAAUUUUUCGUAACGAGGUGAUCACCUGUUUCCAGGCUAGCGUGUUGCUAGCUUUCUCUAUCUUCAAGCGGGAGAAGAAUGUAACCGUUGUGGCGUUCACAGAUGAGGUGGAAACGCUAGCACCAGUGAAUUUCGAAUCGACCAUGACUCUGGAGCAAGCAAUGAAGCACUGUGUCGGUUUGAUGUUGCCAACCACCAAAGUAUCGCUCGCUGCCCCUAUCAAGCAAGCCGAAGCGAACAAGGUUAAGGUGGAUGUGUUUAUCACCAUCACGGAUUCGUUGAUACGUGUGAACCCGAACCAGUGUCCUCCGACCGCCGAGCUGCAAGAGUAUCGCAAAAAGUUGAAGCUGAAUCUAAGCCGAUACGUCGCGAUUUCACUUAGUCACCAUACCCCAUCGCUAGAGAUUCAGCCGUCCAGGGAUGCAGAUGGUUUGUUGGAAAUGGUCGGCUACAGCACCCACAAUGCGAAGAUCAUCGAUGCGUUCGCCAAAAAUCUGUUCUUUUAA
Messenger RNA from Anopheles marshallii, 1899 nucleotides. Its product is annotated as RNA-binding protein Ro60-like. The record is from RefSeq and is a predicted model, not a curated record. Gene Ontology annotation, molecular function: RNA binding. Gene Ontology annotation, cellular component: ribonucleoprotein complex. The coding region runs from base 1 to 1899 and encodes 632 amino acids. The transcript is spliced from 4 exons. Lineage: Eukaryota; Metazoa; Arthropoda; Insecta; Diptera; Culicidae.